AGCCACUGCCCUAGUCCCAGCCAGAGACCAUGCCCCAGACCCAGCCACAGACCCAGCCACAGACCCUACCCCAGCCCAAGCCCAGGCCUCUGCCCCCAGUCCCAGUCACAGACUCUGCCCCCAGUCCCAGCCACAGACCCUGCCCCAGACCCAGCCACAGAACCGUCAGCCACAGACAAUGCACCAGCCCAGGCCACAGCCCUGGCCGCAGUCCCAGUCCAAGACACAGCCCUAGCAGCCCCAGCUACAGUCCUAGUCACAGAUUCAGCCCCAGUCCCAGCCACAGAACCAGCUGCAGACCCAGACUCAGCCCCUGCCCCAGCCCCAGCUUAACCCCUACACCAGUCCCUGCCCCAGCCACAGACCCAAACCAAGCCACAAACCCAGCCACAGAACCAGUCCCUACUAAAGCCCCUGUCAAGUUCCAGCCACAGACCCUGCCCCAGAUACAGCCGUAGAUCAAGCCACAGACCCUACCCCAGCCCCAGCCCAGACCCCUGCCCCUGCCCCAUCCCCUGCCCCAGUCCCGGCCACACAUGCAGACCCAGCCACAGACCAAGCCUCGUAUCCGCCAAGGCCCCAGUCCUAGCCACAGCCUCAGCAGCCCCAGCCCAAGUAGCCCCAGCAGCUGCAGCCGCAGUCACAGACACAGCCCCAGUCACAGUCACAGCCACAAACCUAGUUGCAGACGUAUACUCGGCCCCUGCCUCAGCCCAGCUAAAACCCCUACACCAGCCCCAGCAACAGACCGAGACCAAGCCACAGACCCAGCCCCAGCACCAGCCCCUGCCCCAGCCCCUGCCCCAGCCCCUGCCCCAGCACUUGCCCAGUCAGAGACACAGCCCCAACCCCCUGUCCCAGUAAGAGACCCAGCCCCAACCCUAGACCGAGCCACAGACCAAGCCACAAACCCAGCUACAAACCCAGCCCGUACUCAAGCCCCUGCCCUAGUCCCAACCACAGACCCUGCCCCAGACACAGCCAUUGAUCAAGUCCCAGUCCCAGCCCCAGCCCCAGCAGUCCAAGUCCCAGCCACAGCCCCAGAAGCCCCAGCCCCAGCAGCCACAGUCCCAGUCUCAGCCACAGACCUAGCUGCAGACCCAGACUCAGCCCCUGCCUCAGCCCCAGCUCAAACCCCUACACCAGCCCCUGCCCCAGCAACAGACCGAGACCAAGCCACAGACCCAGCCCCAGCCCCAGUUUAUUCGUUUAUGAAGAAUAUCUAAUCAUGUAAUCCUGUUUAAUCAAGAUGGUUAAAUAUCGAUUUGACCACUGCUUGAACGUUUAGUUGCUUAUAAAGUGUAAACAAUAUUCAUAUAAUCGAAUUUAAUCAAAUGGUUAGAUACUGAUUUUGAACAUUGCUGUAACGUUUAUUUGCUUAUGAAGCAUACAACAAUCAUAUAAUUGAGUUUAAUCGAGCUGGUUAGAUAUUGAGAUUGAGCAUUGCUUGAACGGUUAUCAGCUUAUGAAGGAUACAAUUAUCAUAUAAUCGAGUUUAAUCAAGAUGGUAAGAUAUUGAUUUUGAACACUGCUUGAACGUUUAUUUGCUUAUAAAGGUUAAGUAUAUUAACCAUAUAAUAGCGUUUAAUCAAGAUGGUAAAGAUAUUGAUUUUUAACAUUGCUUAAACGGUUUUUUUUGUUUAUGAAGAGUAUAUUAACCACAUAAUCGAGUUUAAUCAAGUUUGUAAAUUUGGAAUAGUUUAUACGUUUAAGAGAAGUGCCAAUUCAUGAUCACACUGCUAGAUUAGUUAGCAAGGAUUAGAAAAUGUUGCAGCUGAGGAAAUGAAAUGUGAUUGGAUUGUUAAUCGUUUUCCGUCAGUAAGAAAAACUGUGUGUACAAACACUUGUAAUCAGCCAUUUACAUGAUGCACAGGCUCGAUAAAAGUGCCCAAAAGUAUCGGAAACAUCUCUCAAUUGACUUUCAAGUUUGUAUUUUAUUAAAUAGUAAGGACAAUCAUUUUUAUUCUCACUGAUUUAAAUCGAGAUAAAUACUUUAACUAGUAGUUGUUAGAACACUUAUGUAAUAUGUUCAAAUGAGAACCGUCUUCCAAUCUGUACAUUUUAUAUUGUUUGGUUUUGAGCGAGGGAUCUGGUAAGAAGAAAGUGAUUUAAACGGAAAAUAUUUUACUAGCAGUUUUUAGCAAUCCGGAGACUUUACUUUAAGUAUAUUUGUUACUAUUUUUGAUAACUAUUACUCAGAUAUUUGCUAUAAUUAUUUUUGUAACAGAACAUCGUUUGUUCAUUGUAUUUUAGAUAGCCAUUGCCCUAUGAAGUGAAAUGCUUCAAUUUACCUAAAAUGUAAUGUGUAGAUUAGUCAGCAAGGAUUAGAAAAUGAUACAGGUGAGGAAACCCUUUAUGUUGCUCCAAAUGUGAUUGGAUUGAAGUUAAUCGUUUUCCAUUUAUAAGGAAAACUGUGUGUAAAACUACUUGUAAUCGGCCAUUCAAAGGAUGCACAGGCCCGUUAUAGUGCCCAGAAGUAUGUGAAAUUUCUCUCAAUUGUCUUUCAAAUUUGAAUUUUAGUUAAUAGUAAAGACAAUAAUUUAUAUUUCCAUUGGUUGUAAUUAAGAGACAAUUUUUGCGAGCAGUUGUUAGUACACAGAUUUAAUCUAUUAACAUUUAGGAGAAACGUCUUUCAAGAAUGUAAAUUUUAUAUUGUGUGGUUUGGGACGAAGGGAAAUCGGAAGAAGAUUUUUUUUUGUCGAGUGAUUUUAACAGAUAAUUUUUACAAGCAAUUUAAAGUAGUCCAUAGACUUUAGGUGUAUUGGUUGCUAUUUAUGACACGGUUUACUCAGAUGUUUGCUAUAGUUUUGUACAGGGGAGCAGGAUAAACGAAGUUGUGUUGGGAUGUACCAACAAAGGAAAUGUUGCAUUCCGAUAAACGUCGUUUGUUCACUACUCAAUUGUAUACAUUGUUUUGUGAGGAGGAGGGGAGGAGCUUGUAUUGAGGAGGGGAGAGCACCCCACGCGUAACUUGGACAGGAGGAUAAGGAGCAUGGGAAAAAGAUGCGCAAAUCCCAAUUCUGUGAAAUCACUCAUGACGUUUCUCCUUGACGUCCUCCCUCUUUGCUACUAUGCCUGCCCCAUUCCAUCAUCCCCUUCCGUGCAACAUUUCGAGCUCCGCCCUCUGCCCCCCCCCCUCACAAACUCCCCCUCCUCCUCACAAAAGAAGGCACGAUUACCCCCUCACCUACUACU
Molecule: messenger RNA, 3195 nt
Organism: Patiria miniata (bat star)
Lineage: Eukaryota; Metazoa; Echinodermata; Asteroidea; Valvatida; Asterinidae
Exons: 1
Coding region: 30-458 (142 amino acids)
Source: RefSeq, a predicted model, not a curated record